Messenger RNA from Acomys russatus (golden spiny mouse), 1518 nucleotides. RefSeq names its product complement C1q like 4 (gene C1ql4). The record is from RefSeq and is a predicted model, not a curated record. The transcript is spliced from 2 exons. The coding region runs from base 679 to 1395 and encodes 238 amino acids. Gene Ontology annotation, molecular function: protein binding. NCBI's taxonomy places the organism in Eukaryota, Metazoa, Chordata, Mammalia, Rodentia, Muridae.
GGGGAGGAAGGUUAGGGACGCAGAGAGGGAGAGCGCUUGCGGGAGAGGGACGCCUGGCUAGGGCUCUGAGGAGGGCUGAGGCCACGGCUACUGAAGGAGGCAGGUAGUGCUUUCCAAGAGCUAGAGUGCAAAAUCUCCGACGAGGUCGCGUCCAGUGAGAACCUCAGCCCCUACCCCCAGCAGCUCAGAGCCUGGGACGUCGGGAGAGCGGAGAGAGGUCUCAGGUCUAGCGGGGAGAAAUCAGCGAGGGGAGCCCGGGAUCCAGACAGCACCAUUCACAAGAAAGCAACUGUCUAGAGAGCUGGAGCCCCAGACCUGUGAAAAACCAGCCGUCCAAGAAGCUGCGGGUCUCAGGUGCCCUGGAUCAUUAGAACUGCACCCGCGGGUAUUAUCAGACUAUAGGUUCUGAACCAUCAAGGGCUGUCCUUGGCCCAACCCACCGGGGAGAUUGCCACCCUGACAGGCGGUUUGGGAAACAGCGCUGCUGUGACAGGAGGAAGCCGCCGGGGCAAGGUGGUCCGGAACAGCCGUCGGGAGAUCCAGACCCGGGCCCGAGCCCGCGGAGAGCCCCGGGCCUCCGCCGCCAUUGCGCCCAAAAGUGAGGAGGAUUUGCUGGCCCUGGCCGCGUCACGGCUGAGCCGCCGCAAGCGGGUGGCCGGCGCGGCCGUCGGGGUGGCCAUGGUGCUGUUGCUGCUGGUAGCCAUCCCGCUACUGGUGCACAGCUCUCGCGGACCAACACACUAUGAGAUGCUGGGUCGCUGUCGCAUGGUGUGUGACCCCCACGCACCCCGAGGACAAGGCCCCGACGGUUUGCCCGCCUCGGUGCCUCCCUUCCCUCCGGGUGCCAAGGGAGAAGUGGGUCGGCGAGGGAAGGCUGGCCUGCGGGGGCCACCAGGACCCCCAGGUCCUAGAGGUCCCCCUGGAGAGCCAGGCAGGCCAGGUCCCCCAGGUCCUCCUGGCCCAGGCCCUGGAGGGGCAGCGCCCCCUGCAGGCUAUGUACCCCGAAUUGCCUUCUACGCGGGUCUUCGGCGGCCUCACGAGGGUUAUGAAGUGUUGCGCUUUGACGAUGUGGUAACCAACGUGGGCAACGCUUACGAGGCAGCCAGCGGCAAGUUCACCUGUCCCAUGCCAGGCGUCUACUUCUUCGCUUACCAUGUGCUCAUGCGCGGCGGCGACGGCACCAGCAUGUGGGCCGAUUUGAUGAAGAACGGGCAGGUCCGGGCCAGCGCCAUUGCUCAGGAUGCGGAUCAGAAUUACGACUACGCCAGCAACAGCGUCAUCCUGCACCUAGAUGUGGGUGAUGAGGUGUUCAUCAAGCUGGACGGUGGAAAGGUGCACGGCGGCAACACCAACAAAUACAGCACCUUCUCGGGGUUCAUCAUCUACCCAGACUGAGCCCAGCACCUCACACACUCUCAUGUUCGGUCACCGCCCCUUUGACCCCUCGCUCCAAUCCACACCCACUUCCAGCUAGCCCUCCCCACGGCCCCAUCCUCCGAGCCUGCGGACUCUCCCGCU